GGCCCGAUCAAUUAUGUUCAGACAUUCAUUAUAGGCAUGCUAUUGGCCUGCGCUGUACGCUAUCGGCCCAACGUAUAUCUGGGCGGCACUAUUGGUCAUCUGAUCCUAUGGUUUGGCACCGCAUGUAUUACUUUGGGUCACAUGUAUUGGCAGAGAAAAAUGAUCAUGCCUGGAUUUCAAUACGCAGAGGGCGAACAACUUCUCUAUUUAAUCAUUCAUAAACCCGUAUAUCUAACGUGGUUUGCAUGGCUUAUAUACGCCACGUGUACCGGAAGGGGAGGUUAUUUUUCUGAAAUACUCGGUUGGAAAGGGUUUAAAAUAGUAGAUAACAUGUCGCUCGAAAUCUAUAUUAUGCACUCAUUUGUGUUCGUAUAUAGGAUUGGUAUGCAAAGAGAGCACCGGACAUACAAUGAAUAUUAUAUUUGGUCGUCAGCGAUGGCAGACUUCGUGUUUAGUUAUGUGAUUGGAGUGAUCACAGGAUUUCUGGUGAGCCGUCCGUUUGCGGCGAUGACCACAGCAUUGCUUCGUCCGCCACAACGCGUCCCCAAAGCAGUGGUCAAUGAGGAGGGAUUGGACGCCAAGAAUACCCAUAAUAACGAUAUUUUGGCCGAAAAUAAUGCUAAAAAUGGAUUAUCAAUACUUACCGUUGAAGACAUCGCCAGUUUGAAUGUCAUUCACCAUAAUUCAGAUAAAAUUGUUUAUAGGAUGUAA
Molecule: messenger RNA, 711 nt
Organism: Medioppia subpectinata
Lineage: Eukaryota; Metazoa; Arthropoda; Arachnida; Sarcoptiformes; Oppiidae
Source: the annotation of a GenBank genome assembly